UGGGGGACUGCAUUUCCUCCUCCAUGGUUUUGUACCUUUCUGUUAAAUUCCCUCCCUCCAAGACUGUAAAGUUGAGAGCAACCAUUGUGCCGAGUGGCAUGAAACAAGCAAAUGCAGCCAUUGUAGCUCUUAUCCAAGAACCUUUAUACCCACAGUCUACAGCCCUUGCCUGUAUAUCCCACCAACUUCUUGUAUUUCUCUCAGGACACGUGUCUGGUUUGAUGUCUAUCUUCUCAUUAUGUCAGUAGGUUCGUGAGUUAUGGGGUGAUGUUUACAUUUAUGCUUUGAGCUGAAUUGACACAUAAAAAGCAAGUUAACUUUUGGGACUAUUUGCAGAUGCUGCAGCCUCUUAAUAUCAAUGACACAGCAAUGUGCAUAUGCUGACCCCAUCAGUUCCCUGCAGUUUUGCUCGUAGUCUUAAAGAGGCACGUGCAACAUGGCCAGCAACAAUGUUCGAAAAAGGAGGAACGGAGGUCCCUCGUCGCCAGGGCGCGCGGUCGUGAGCGGCCGUCCCUCUUCGGCUCUAAACAUGGUGAAGAAUCUGACAAUCUUUUUGACGGUGGUACUGCUGUUCGUCCUAGUCUCAUUGUCAUACAACAACACGCUGCCUUGGCGGAUGAGCCACGGCACGAACAUGCUGGACGCGCUGGCCACGCAGCUGGGCAUGCAGGAGGAGGUGCACGCCGUGGUCAUAGACGCUGGCAGCACUGGCACGCGCGUUCUUGCCUUCACCUUCCACAAGAGCAAGAUCGACGGUAGCCUGAAGCUGGACAAGGAGAUGUUCAAAGAGCUGAAGCCUGGCCUGUCUUCCUACGUCAAAGACCCAGAGGCGGCGGGCGCUCCCCUGCGCGAGCUGCUGGCGGCGGCGCGCCAGUUCGUGCCUGCGGCGGACGUGGCGCACACGCCGCUGAUCCUGCGCGCCACGGCCGGCCUGCGACUGCUGCCGGAGCAGCGCGCCGAGGCCCUGCUGCAGACGGCGCGCGCCGAGGCCGCGCGCAGCGGCUUCCUGGUGCGGCCCGACGCCGUGGCCAUCAUGUCCGGUACCGACGAGGGGCUCUUCUCGUGGUUCACCGUCAACUUUCUGCUCGACCGGCUGGGUGGUGACCCGGGCCGGUCCGUGGCCGUGUUCGACCUGGGCGGCGGCUCGACCCAGGUGACGUUCGCGCCGGCCGAGGCGGGCACAGUGCAGCACGCGCCGGCCGGCUCCAUUGUCGACGUCUCGGCCAUGAAGGCUGACGUCGGCGUCUACACUCAGAGUCCGUCGUCGGGUCAGACGAUCCUCUACAGUCGCAGUUACCUGGGCGUGGGCCUGAUGGCGGCGCGGCACAGCCUGCUGACGGCCGGCCUGCCCAGGGAGCAGCGCUCCGUCGUCAGCGACUGCGUCAACCCCAUCGUCGCCACCACGUGGAGCUACGCCGGCAAGACGUACAACAUCAGCGGGGUGGAGACGAAGAAAAAUUACAAGUUUGUGAAGGGCAUCAGCGGCCUGCUCGACAAGACGGAGCCGAUCGUGGACUUUGUCCAGUGCUACCAGUCAGCUGUGCGCUUCCUGAGCGGCCAGGUGCACGCGCCCGAGGAGCUCCGCAACAGAGAGGUGUACGCCAUCAGCUACUACUUUGACCGGGCGACAGAGGCGGGCCUGAUCGACCCGUUCGACGGCGGCGUGGUCACUGUCGAACAGCUGAUGCGCGCGGCGCGUCACGUCUGCGAGACGGCCAACGUGGAGCAGCCGCUCGCCUGUCUGGACCUGGCCUACAUCGCCGCUCUGCUGCACGCCGGGCUCGGCCUACCCGGUGACCACCGGCUCCAAUUGCACAAGAAGAUCGACGACCACGAGACGAGCUGGGCGCUGGGCGCCGCCUUCCACACGCUCACCAACCGGUCGUGACGUGGCGCCCAUCUAGCCCAGCCGCCGCCCGGCGGCGGCCGCAAUACUCGCGCGCCAGCCGCCGCGUCUUGGCCCGUAUUCGGGUGGGCCGCGGUAAGGGUGGCGCCGCCCGCGCCGCAGUUGGCGCGGCGCGGCGACGUUUCAGACGUGUCGUCGGACCCCGGCGGAGAGCCCGUGCCUGAUCAGAUGUGUGGCGGAGGAUCGCUGCGAGGGGCGGCGGCGAAUCAAGUGCCUCGUAACCGACCCGCUUUAUGAUGCGGUCUCCUGUUAUCGCUAUGCAAUAUCGUUUUGAUUACCUGUUCACAAUCUUGUCAGAAAAUAUAUUGUUACCUUAUGCAUAAAA
Pollicipes pollicipes is the source of this 2231-nucleotide messenger RNA. RefSeq names its product ectonucleoside triphosphate diphosphohydrolase 5. The record is from RefSeq and is a predicted model, not a curated record. Gene Ontology annotation, molecular function: hydrolase activity. Lineage: Eukaryota; Metazoa; Arthropoda; Thecostraca; Pollicipedomorpha; Pollicipedidae. Bases 437 to 1888 code for a protein of 483 amino acids. The transcript has 11 exons.